AUGCGAUUGCUUCCAUUGGCAACUACGGCAUUUUUAUUGACCGGAUCUACCUUGUUAUCCAGUGCACGGCCCACCACAGAUCCUCGGACAGAUGUCAUUGUGAAUGCAUUUAAGCAUGCCUGGAACGGAUAUCGCCAGCACGCAUGGGGUCACGACGAGUUACGGCCAUUGUCAAAUGGUACAUCCGAUACGCGUAAUGGAUGGGGUGCUUCCAUUUUCGACGGCCUGGAUACUAUAAUUAUUAUGGGUCUCGAAGAGGAAUACCAUCAAGCAUUGGAACAUGUCGAGAAUGUCGACUGGAACUCAACCAAAGAACCGAGCAAGACUUUUGAGACCAACAUUCGCUAUCUAGGUGGUCUUUUGUCUGCAUACGACUUGCGUCCAAAUCCCAUUUUUUUGGAAAAGGCCGUGGAGCUCGCUCAAAAUGUGAUUUUGCCUGCCUAUGAUACGCCUAAUGGCAUGCCGGCUGCCUAUGUUGAUGUCGCGACAGGCAAACCAACUAAAGGCAAAGAGUUGAUUUUAGCAGAAUUUGGAUCACUUCAAUUGGAAAUGGUCCGACUCAGUCAGCUUACUGGUGAUGAACGCUAUGCAAAGAUUGCCAAUGAUGUAGUCUAUGCUAUUGACAAGGUGCCUACUCCCUUCCCUGGCAUUUAUCCGAUUAUUUGGGAUUUGGACACUUUUACACCUUCCAGUUCGUAUAUUACCAUUGCUGGCGGUGGCGACAGCUACUACGAAUACCUUUUGAAGACAUAUCUUCUUACAAACGGAGGAGAGGGACAACAAUUGGACAUGUGGAAAAAGUCAAUAGCAAGCAUGCAAACCUAUUUGCGUUCAGAAACGAGUGGCAGCAUGGUCUUUCUGGCUGAGAUCAACGAAGACUACAAGUUGCUUCAAACAGGCGAAUUGGUUUGCUUUAUUCCCGGUAAUAUUCUAUUAGGUGCUCGCUAUUUGAACGAUUCUGACUUGACAAUCUUUGCUUCCGAGCUGAUGAAGUCAUGCUACGAUACUUGGGCCGUCACUCCAACAGGCAUUGCGCCAGAAACAUGGAGUUGGAUUGAUAAGAGUCAAAACAUUAGCAGCUAUCCAGACGUCAUGCAGCUCGCUAUGCAGACUACCGGAUAUGUGCCCCAGGAUGUCUCGUAUGAUCUUCGACCAGAAACAUUGGAAAGUAUCUUUUACUUUUAUCGUCUAACAGGUGAUCCCAAAUACCAGGAUAUGGCCUGGAAGAUUUUUGAAUCCAUUGAGAAAUAUUGUAAAACCCCUUCGGGUUACAGUCGUAUCGAUGAUGUCUCCAAAGCCGACGGUGUUCAAAUCCUUGAUUUUGAAGAAAGCUACUUCUUUGCCGAAACGUUGAAAUAUUUGUACUUGAUUUUUGCCGAUCCCAAUGUCAUGUCUUUGGAUGAAUGGGUUUUCAGUACAGAGGCCCACCCUUUCAAAUUAAACAAGCCCAUCAAGGUGCAAGCACAAUUUUAG
Molecule: messenger RNA, 1473 nt
Organism: Zychaea mexicana
Lineage: Eukaryota; Fungi; Mucoromycota; Mucoromycetes; Mucorales; Lichtheimiaceae
Product: glycoside hydrolase
Exons: 9
Coding region: 1-1473 (490 amino acids)
Biological process (GO): carbohydrate metabolic process; N-glycan processing
Cellular component (GO): Golgi membrane; endoplasmic reticulum
Molecular function (GO): mannosyl-oligosaccharide 1,2-alpha-mannosidase activity; calcium ion binding
Source: RefSeq, a predicted model, not a curated record